Molecule: messenger RNA, 7715 nt
Organism: Magnolia sinica
Lineage: Eukaryota; Viridiplantae; Streptophyta; Magnoliopsida; Magnoliales; Magnoliaceae
Exons: 1
Coding region: 168-3056 (962 amino acids)
Biological process (GO): signal transduction; recombinational repair
Molecular function (GO): ATP hydrolysis activity
Source: RefSeq, a predicted model, not a curated record
ACCUGCCGAUAUUUUCCUGCAAAAACAUCUCGGCCUCUGACAUCUAAAAACAGCAAAACUCCAAUAUCUCUCUCUCUCUCUCUCUCGAAGAUUUCUCUCCCUAUAUUUACAAAAAUGCACUGCAAAUCCAACGCCCCUUACUCUCCCCUCUUUCUCAGCUCUCCUUCAUGGAAGACUUCUCCACGACCCCCUCCAUCUCCUCUGCUUUCUUAUCUGCAUACCAAUCUCCCAAAUCCAACAGCUCCAAUCCAUCCACUCCAGCCAUCCAAAAUCCAUCAACCUUCUCCACUUUUGUUCAACACCCACUAACACAAAAUCCCAAAUCAUCAGAUAUUGCCAUUGUUGGCGCCCUCCCACCGCUCAUCCCUUCAUCAAGGCAAUUCAGCGAACACACGCUGAGCCUUGAUGCUCCUGAUCCUUUCUCGCUUUCCGGCGGAUUCUCUGACUAUGGUUCGUCGGGUUACGGCCCAGAAUCCGAUCGGGAGAGUGGAAGUCAGGCUCUGAAGGGUCCCGGUGUCGCAUUCCUGUGCUCCCCUGCUUCGUUCUCAUCUUCCACGAAGCUCCGGAGUUGCGAUGUUUAUAUUGGUAUGUUCGGUCAAAAGCCGUCUCUGCUCCGGUUUGCAAACUGGCUCCGUGCAGAGCUGGAACUUCAAGGCGUGUCUUGCUUUGCGGCGGACCGAAGCCAGUGCAGGGAUGCUCGGAGCCAUUGCAUGGUCGAGAGCGCGAUGAAUUCCGCCAGUUUCGGGGUGGUGAUCCUCAGGAGGAAGUCGUUUUCGAAUCAGUAUACCAUUGAUGAGUUGAGGUUGUUUUUGGGUCGGAAGAAUUUGGUCCCGAUCUUCUUUGGGCUGGGCCCUGCGGACCGAAUGGCACGGGACAUAAUUGAGAGGAGGGGAGAAUUGUGGGAGAAGCAUGGCGGGGAGCUUUGGCUGUCAUACAGCGGGUCGGAAAAGGAAUGGAAAGAGGCAGUCAAUGGUCUUUCAUGUGUCGAUGAGCGGAAGCUGGUGGCUCAUGCAGGCAAUUGGAGGGAUUGCAUUUCAGAGGCGGUUGUUCUACUUGGAAUGAGGCUGGGGAAGAGAGGCAUGAUCGAGAGGGCGAAGAAGUGGAAGGAGAGGGUGGAGAAGGAGGAGUACCCGUUUCCUCGAAACAGUAAUUUUGUUGGGCGAAAGAAAGAGCUUCUUGAGCUCGAACUUAUUCUGUUUGGCAAUGUCGAGGGGGAUGGAGAAAAUGAAUGUUUUGAACUGAAAGCUGGUCGCAGACAAAAGGCCGCAGAGGUGAUAGAAAAUAAAGUAGAAGAUCGGCUGGGAGACAUCACACGCAAAGGCAAAGAGCCUGUUAUAUGGAGAGAAUCUGAGGAGCAGAUUGAAAUGCGAGGCACUGAGAAUUGGCGUCUGAGGGGGAAGAAUGAUGGGGAAAGGCAUGCGGGGAGGAAGAAAUCGACGAAUGUGUUGUAUGGGAAGGGUAUUGCUUGUGUUUCGGGUGAAUCGGGUGUUGGUAAGACAGAGUUAUUGCUUGAGUUCGCAUACAGAUUCUCGCAGAGAUAUCAGAUGGUUUUGUGGGUAGGUGGGGAAUCGAGGUAUAUUCGUCAUAACUACAUGAGCUUGUUGCCCUUUUUGGGUGUUGAUUUGAGUGUUGAAAAUGAACUCUUUCCUGAAAUAGAUGGACCGAGGAGCUUUAAAGAGCUGGAGGAGGAGGCCAUCCGUAGAGUGCGGAAGGAGCUCAUGCGGGAUAUUCCUUUCUUAAUCAUGAUCGAUAACUUAGAGUCUGAGAAAGAUUGGUGGGAUGCAAAGAAUGUGAUGGAGCUUCUCCCCCGUUUUGGUGGAGAGACUCAUGUCAUUAUUUCAACACGCUUGCCUCGGAUACUGAAUAUGGAACCGUUGAGGCUCCAAUGUUUAUCUGGUAGGGAGGCAAUGUCAUUGAUGAGGGGGAGUUUGGAAGAUCUCACGAUGGAAGAAGUCGAAGCACUUAAAGCCAUCGAAGAGAAAUUAGGCAGGAUUACGCUGGGUCUUGCACUUGUAGGUGCAAUAUUGUCUGAGCUUCCAGUAUCUCCUACGAAACUCCUUAAUGCCAUUAAUAGGAUUCCUUACAGAGAUUUGAAAUGGAGUGGCAGAGAAGAUUCAAUAUUGCGACACAACCCUUUCAUCGUGCAACUUUUAGACGUCUGUUUCUCGAUAUUCGGUCUUGCAGAUGGCCCCCAAAAUUUGGCAACACGAAUGGUUCUCGUAAGUGGGUGGUUUGCUCCUUCACCAAUUCCAGUCUCGAUGUUGGCUUCUGCGGCAUGCGAGGUUACGGAAGAUGAUCGAGACACUCAGCUUUGGAAGAGGUGUCUGAAUGUUUUAAUAUGUGGGUUCAUGAAAUCUCAUGUAAAAAAUUCAGAAGCUGAAGCGUCUGCCAUGUUGGUGAGCUUUGGGAUUGCGAGAAGUAGCACAAAGCAAGAUUGUGUUUAUUUCCAUGAUAUUAUUCAACUAUAUGCCCGUAAAAGAGGCAGUGUUAGAGCUGCUCGUGCGAUGGUGCAAGCAAUCAGCAUUUGUGGAUCUGUUACCCAACAUGCUGAGCAUAUCUGGGCUGCCUGCUUCUUGCUAUUUAAAUUCUCAGAUGGCCCGGCACUUGUCAAACUGAAGGUCCCUAGCCUUUUAUCGUUCGCUGAGCGGUUAGUCCUGCCUCUAGCGACUCUAACGUUCACUACCUUCUCCAGGUGCGUGGCGGCUAAAGAACUCCUAAGCCUAUGCACUGACGCAUUGGAUGAUGCUGAGAAGUCUUUCAUUUCUCAAGUCGAGAAGGGGCUCGGCAAGUCGUUGCACUGUAUAUGUUCAAUUCAGUCAACAGUGCAGCUGAAUCCAACACUUUACCAUAAACUAAUACUCGUCAAAGCUACAUUGUUAGAAACAAGGGCAAAUAUGAUGCUUAAAGCCGGUGAAUAUGAUGUUGGCGAAGAGCUGUGCAGGAUGGUGGUGAGCAUUAGGUCAUUGGUGUAUGGUGCAGAUCAUCCCGAAACAGUUGCUGCCAAAGAAACCAUGGAUAAGCUCGUGAGGCUUAAUGCAAACAAACAAGGCAUUUGAAUAUGAGAAGCUGCUGUCUACUUGUUUUCUGUUAUAUCAUAGCAUAAAAUGAAGAUAUUAAAUAGAUGGGACGCUUUGAGACAACAAAUAUAGAUUAUCAUGUUUGCUAAUUUUAUAGAUGCUUUUUCAUUCUAGUUAAUGCGAUAAUGCAUUCCAUUUUCAAUUCUGACCCAUUGUAGGAACUAGGAAGUACUACUUUUCAUUCUUUCUAUAUUGAUGCUGCAUUCUUGAAUGCUCGUUGGCAGUAGUAUCAGUUUUUCAUUCCCAUGAUCUAUUAUUGCUUUCUCUUGCGGUUUUGUGAAUAUCUGAACUAUGUUAAAUUCCAGCCUCUCGUCAAUCAAUAACAUUUACUUGAGAAAGCAUAUAUCUCAAUCUGUAGCUCUAUUUCCACUGUUUUGAUAUAUUAUACUUAUGUGCAAGUAGGUCCUUUUUCAUCCUCUACUAGGCAAAGUGGUGUCUUCUUAUUUUUACAUUAAACUUUCUUGAAAAUAAAUAAUCCUCCAAAAAAAUUGGGUUCCUUAGUAAAUUCCACAUUGAUUUGCCAUCGGUGAUGGGCAUGUAUUCAACAGGAUGACACCUAUACCACUUUCUAUAAUCUAUUAUGAAUGCAUAUCUAUGGAAAGUAUAGUCUUUAAGCAUAUCUACUGAGCUGUUUUUCAACUGUGGGACUCUUUUAGAAAUUUAAUGUAAUAUCUUGUGAAUUAAAUAUCAUUUCAUUUUACAGGUGUCAUUCACAAGAUAUACAUAUUUAUACAUGUGUGUGUACAUACAUAAAUACAUAUUGUGUCUGUGUGUAUGUGUGACAGAAAAAACCUUUUUCCGCUGAGCCAAAAUAGUUGGGACAAGGCCAUGGAGAUGAUGAUGAAACCUUUAGUUCCAUUCUCGGUCAUGGAAGUUGAUUAUAUCCUUCAAUCUUGUGGUGAAAUCGAUUGUCCAAAACGUUAUUGUAAUUCAAAUCAAAUUAUUUUUAUUAAUUAUGAAAAAGAAAAAGUUCAAUUCAAGCUGACUCUUCCUUUUCUCCUACUUUGUUCUUUUCCAAGAAAAAAAAAAACUGAGUUGUUAGGAUAAUAGAUAAAUAUGGUGGAUAGUAUAGUAGAUAAAGCUUAGUUUCCUCCAGUGGUUUGCCACCUCUCCUAACUGGGCUUUUAUUUAUAAUGGUCUUAGAAUGUGUUCCCAUAAUGUGGUGAUUCUCUAGCUAAGGACUCCUUCAUCCUUCUCUUUCUAUUGGAGAUUCUUAUCCAAUGCCUGAUGGAUCUUGUAGCUUUUAGCCUGUGGGCAUUUUUAAUAAAAUAUUGUUACUGAUAAAAGAAAGGAAUAAGUACAGUUGGCAUGUGGUAGGUUUCCUUCCACUAUCUUCUUGAAAAUGAGGUGUAUGCACCAACACUUGAUUUUUUGCUGUUAUGGAACAAAUGUAAAAUUCUUUUUCCCUUCUGAUAAUAUUGAAUUCAACCAAUUUCCAUAAUGUCUUUAAUGUCGUUAAUUGUGCGGGAUUUGGAAAUUUCUGAUAAACAAGAACACUGUAUUCCAGCUAUUGCUGUUGUUGGCCAGCCAAAUGUUCGGAAACGAGAGAGGACAACGAUUGUUAGCCCAAUCAGUGGGACCACUUGUGAUAUUAUUGAUACUGAAUUUACUGGACCAAAAGAGCAGGUUUGUGUACUUACAAAUUAUAGAUCUUUUCUAAGCUCACACGCAUGUACAAGUCAUCUCAUGCACAUGCCACAACAUAUGCCAGCACAGCAGGCAGGUGAAAUAUCCAAGCCAUUCAUCAGGUGGACCACACUGUGUAGAUGUUACUGCCCAAAGAUAAAGGUGGUCCAUUCAGUGGGUGUGCCAUGAUAUUAGAAAUAAGUUGACAGGUUAAAAAACUAUGGAUGAUUUUUUCACAACCAUACAUUUGUUCAGGUUCAGGUAAUUGUGCCCAACCUGACUAGAGGACCGACCUGAUUAUUGGUGUAGGACAAUCUACAUAAUGGUACCCUUGUGAUGGAUGGCUUGGAUAUUGCACCUGUCCACCACACUAUUGUAUGUGGUGGCAUGUGCAUUAGCUGAUUUGUACACGUGUCGACUUAGAAAAGCUCCAAAUUAUAAUUUAUGGCACAUUAUUGUCAAUUUUAUUUAUUUACUUGCUAUAGCUGAUGCAUACAAAUUUGAUCUGUCCUAUUGAGAACAUUAACUGCACCACAUGCACGCACGCACGGAACGUUCUGUGGGACUAUGGAGCUUUAAGUGAUCAUGUGGUCCUAAACCAUUCUUCUUGUAAACAAGCAUGUAUAUGCAUAUGCCACAGUGUUGCAGUAAAAAAUGUCAGGUUCUUAGCACAUUCUUUCUUGUAUAUCCAAGUUCAGAAUUUGAGAUGCAGAUUAUGAAUAGGCACAUGCAAAGUGUAGUUGGUACAAACACAUGUAACUUGGACAUCUCCACAUUUAUCUUUGUUGGAUAUGGACACUAUAAGUACGACAAAGGAUUCCUAUAAAAACCAGAGAUCACCUUCUCAGUCUUUAUAUGAUCAGAACUUUUGGCUGUGGUGGCAAGGCUGUUUUACUCAUGCAACUCAAGUGUCGUUUUGGCUUUGGUUGAUCCUCGUGUCUCUUUUACAUUUUAUCUCUCAUGCUAAAAAACCCAAGAUUUUAUUAUGGUAAUGUUUUCGAACAUUCCAAAUCUUUCGGGGAUAGAAUACGGCACUAGUGCCUCCGGGGCUUAUCACAUUGCGAAUCUUCUUUCAUCAUCAAUAUGUAUUUAUUUGUGAUUAAAAUGCAUCGAACAAUGAUUUUAUAAUGUUGCAAAUGGAGGAUGGUAGAUUUUCUUUUUCCAUCUAUUUUUCAUUGCAGGUUCUGUCACAGAAAAGGUUUAGAAUCUAUAGUUUUGAAGAAGUAUGCACUUGUUACUACAACCAGAACUAGACAAAGCAGUAGCUUCAGCAGCACAGCAAUGUGGGGCAUAUGAUUGUAUGGCCCACCCUGGGUUGAUUUAAGUAUGGCCCACUUAGCUUGUUUCUUUGAUUAUGUGCACCCUUUCUUGGUCUUAUUAGGUAUGCUUUAUGCGUGCAGAUCUUAUUUUAAAGAGGGGUGGUUUUGUCAUUUUUGGUUUGAUUACUCGACUUAUAUGUGAAAAGAGGUGGGGAUGUCCAACCAUAUCUCAUUCUCUCCAUUCUCUCUCCUCUCCUUCCCUUCUUUCUUGUAUAAAACUACAUAUGCCAUUCACCAUUCGGAUGUGGUGGCUCUUGUUGUUGAAGCAAUGGCUUGCAUCACGGAACAGGUACUUCAACUGUAACAGCCAAAACAUCAUUUGACGUGCAGAUAUAUAUCCUAGCCCAAUGUCUUCAGUCACAAGUAAUAACAGAUGGCAAUGGAUAUGUUCUGGGUACAUUUAACACCUGGGCUUUAGAGGGCAUGUGCAGAUUAAAAUGAGAUUCUCAAAGAUAGACAUACAUGAUAUCUUGUUCACUUCAUUGUCACCUAAGUAAUGCAUUUUCAGAACUGCCAAAUUCCUGGCAGAGUUUCCAUCUAAUAUCCUUCAUAAAUUUUAUAUUAUCUAGGACUAGCAGUAAUUUAUUUAUUUUCGAAAGGUUAUCUAAUGCAGGGGCAUUUUUACACCAGGCUCAAGUGGGGUGGCCUGUGGGAUGUAGGGGCACACUCGGGGUGGGCGGCCUGUGUGAGGUGGGUGGCUUGUGUGAGGCGGGCCCCACCCAUGUGAAGCGGGCGGCUCAUGUGAAGCGAAACCCAUAUAAAGUGGGGCCCAUGAGGGGGGUUCGGAUGAGGUCCUAAUCCAUGGGAUGUAGGGCCUGGGCUAUGAGAUAAAGGGAUUAAUUCACCAUGCUCUAUCAAUUCGAGCUUUUAUAGCAAGUGGUUAAUUGUCUUGUAUCAUUAUCUAGCGGUAAUUUAUCACGUAGGCAGAUAAAACAGUUGUGAGCAGUAGGCAACAGCUCUACUAUAUAUAACAGGACUACUAUUUGAUGAAUUUUACCCUUGCAAUUAGUUAGAGGGAGGGGCAUAAAGUUUGGAUUUAAAAAGGAAAAUGGGAUGUGUCUGGCCCUUAAACCAAGGUCUUUUUUGUCAUUUUAAUCAUUUCAUACAGCUUAGCCCACUCCCACGUUCCUCUUUGCAUGUAGACUGCAUAGACAACGUCGUAGUACGGAGCCCUUGCAACAAAGGCUCUAUGAGACCCACUGUGAUGACUUUGUGACAUCCACUCCAUACAUCUGUUUGUGGGCCACAAUACCAAAAAGGUGAGGCUAGGUCACUCACCUUGAAGCAAUUCUAGGCACAAUGGGAAGCGAAAAUGCAACUGAUGAUCUCAUGUGCCUGAGUACUCUGACUAAAAUUUAUUUCUUUACUUUUUUGCUGACACUGUUAAUUUCCUACGGGUCAUAUUGUUCAAACUUCCAGAGGUUUGUAGGGCGGAAAUUUCUAUCUUGUUGGAACUUGAGCAUCUUCCUGCCUUCUACAGUUAGUCCGUCCAGUUCAAGUUCAUUCGAUCAAAUUCGGUCUAUGCAACUUUACCAACUUUGCAUGAUACCAUACAUUUUACGUGCCUUGUUGUAUCAUUGACUUGAGACAUCACGACUGAAAUUUUUCAUCAGAAGACGAUCUUUUACUGAAAGAUUACAUGCUUCAAGCGAUUUUUCUGAGAGGGAUCCUCACUCUUUCUCUGGUGGUAGAC